CUGAGAGACAGAGGCAGAAACAGAGCAGCAUCAGGAUAGAGCACAGCAUUAUAUCUGUGAUUCGGAAAUACAAAUUACAUUAAAGCAUCUGGUGUUGGAGAAAUACAGCAACAGGGUGCACUAUACAGCAAAUUGUGACUACUGUAAAGCUACUGAGACUCAUCCGGUGUCUCCUUCCUUACAAUGUCUUUCAACAUUUAUGAAGACCCAAAUCUGAAUACGAAUGUGAGAUACUGCAAAGGAGCCAGAGACGACGGAGGAGACAAAGUGGAGAGACUGGUCGACAUUUAUGAGAGUGUGGACGCAGACCAUCCUGUUUGUACACGGGAUGAAGGAGCACACAUUCAGAAGCAUCUUGCAGCUGUCCAAAGAAACCCUUUAAGAACUGCUGCACUGGUUGUGGGUCUGCUGUGUCUACUGCUUGUAGCUGUAGUCAUUGUCCUGACCACACUCUAUAUUUCAAUCACUUUGGAAAAAGACCAUCUGCAGAGUACUUAUGAGGAGCUGCAGAGCAGUUACAACAACCUGAGUAACAGUUUCUGCCAGACACAGGGGAGAGAAAGCCAGACACAGGGGGACAUUACAGAAUGGGAGAGAUUUCGAUGCAGUUGUUACUACAAAUCUACUGAGAGGAAAACCUGGACAGAGAGCAGGAGAGACUGUCAGGAGAGAGGAGCAGAUCUGGUGAUAAUAAACAACAAAGAAGAACAUGAAUUUGUCAGUAAACAUGGAGAUUCCUGGAUCGGUCUGCAGUCAGUGCCAAAAAGCGACUGGAAGGACGGAUGGCAAUGGGUGGAUGGAUCAGUAACACAAUAUAGGGCCUGGCACCAAGGAGUCGAUGUUCAACCUAAGGAUGGCACUGGGUUGACAGCAUACAUUGAUCUGGAAGGAACAUGGAGGCAUAACAAGACUGGAUCCAAACAAUGGAUCUGUGAGAGACAGAUCUAUUGAGUCUAAUGUGUGUGUCAUGUAACUGUGAUGUAAUGGGUUGGAAUCUUUCUAAGGACCUUUGUUGCAUGUUAUUUUUCUUUUUUAAAAGUUCUUACUGCCCUUCCAACAAAAAAAAAAACAAAAAAAACAUAAUAAAGGCAAAGAUGAGAAAAUAAACUGUACUGCAUUAGUGAGAAGUGACACAUGGUAAAGUAUGAAAAAUGUUAAUGAUUUAAAAAAAAAUAGAAUAUUCAAAGAAACACAUACACAGACUUUUCUGCUAUUCUCAGAGCCUUAAUAGUGGUGCAGCUAAAACCAUACAGUUUGUCCUGAGGGUAACUUGAAAGGAAAGGUCAUACAGUGUCUAGAAUGAAAAUGGUUCUUCCACUGUGAUGUUAAUUUAGUGAAUUUCACAGAAAACUGCCCAUAACUAGGGCUGUACUCAAAUCAGAAUUAUGUCAGUCCAAUUAGAUUUAGCUGUUCAAUACAAAUGUUCAACUUUUCAUUCUUGUUUUUUUUCCAUAUAGAGUUUUAGAGUUUGAACAGGGUUCAGCUGGACGACAGAUAAGAAAUGUGCAACAAAAUUUUUUUGUUGCCUCUGUAUUGCAGCUGCCUGUACUGAAGAGCAGCGUGAAAGUGAGGAGAGCUUACUCUGCAGCAAAAUCUGGGGACCAACAUGUCACCAGAAGUGCCCUGCACACUAAUUGACAAAAAGAAAACAACUGCUUGACUUAAAGCAAUCUCAGUCGACUGAAAGGUCUCCAACUUUAGUGGGCGGCCCGACCAAUUACAUAUCAGUGUUUCUUUUGUAGCACUGGAAGCUGUGGUGUGAGGUAGUUACCACGGGCCCGAGUGCAUGCUGGGUUCUAGUUAUAAGGUGCAUACACACACAUCUGGCAAUUGUUUUUAAAAAUGCCAAACGAAUCAAGUCUAAGGAGCUUUACUACUUUGUCCUUUUCAUUUCUUCUUUACUGGCGCUUUUCUGUUUAAAAGUCAUGACUGUUCGCUGGGCUUGUAGAUGUGCUCAGCUUGUCAGUCUUGACAGAUAUUGUACCUAAAAUAGCUACUGUAUCAUAUCAUCUUGUCACAUGAUCAAAUAGAGACUUGACAUUACACAACAUGAACAUACAUGUUACCCAACAAUCAAAA
This is a messenger RNA of Epinephelus moara (kelp grouper), 2079 nucleotides long. Its product is annotated as natural killer cells antigen CD94-like. Bases 184 to 951 code for a protein of 255 amino acids. The transcript is spliced from 6 exons. Lineage: Eukaryota; Metazoa; Chordata; Actinopteri; Perciformes; Serranidae. The record is from RefSeq and is a predicted model, not a curated record.